CCUUAACUAAUAUGAAUAUUACCAAUUCAAUUUCAUUUCCUCUUCCCCUUUCUCUUUCAUCUGAUGCGCGUUCCUCUUUUUUCUUCUCCCAGCCAAAGCAAAACUACCGAACAACAUCCACCACCACACCACUGCCGGCGAGCCGCGACCACUCUUCUCCUUCUCCAUCCAUCACCGCCGCACCCCCCUCUAUCUUCUAUAUUGAUUCUUUAGUUUAGAGAGCUAUCUCCAUCCAUCUCUCUCCACAAACCCUAAUUGUUGUAACUUGUAAGGUCUUCCUUUUCUUUUCAGUAUCAUAUCAUUCAUGUUAAUUGGGCUAUGCGCUUCAAAUAAAAAAUUAGCUAGAUUCUUCAGCUUUACAAUCAAGUAAACCUAUAUUCUUUAUAUUAAAUCUCACUUUGGUUGCCUCCGAUUUCAAAGCGCACAUUUUCGCAUCUAAUUCCAGGUAGAUUUUGAUGGAUACUGAAAACAGAACGGAAACCCUUGAAGCACAAGUCAAAGCCUUUUUUGAUUCUGCUCCUCCUUUGCACAACAGUCAUGAAAUAACUCAAAAAUUGAAUCAAUUCAUUCAACGCAAUUCUUCAUCAUCAGAAAAUGGGGAAGCUAGGAGAAUUGUUUGUGUAACUUCUGGUGGUACCACUGCUCCAUUGGAGCAACGGUGCGUUCGCUAUGUCGACAACUUUAGUUCAGGUCAUAGAGGGGCCACAUCCACUGAGUACUUUCUGAAGGCUGGAUAUGCUGUUAUCUUUCUGUACCGGAGGGGAAGUUUCCAGCCAUUUUGCAGAUCCCUUCCCGAGGAUCCCUUACUUGAAUGCUUCGAGCCCACCAACGACUUAAACAUUCAAGUUCGGAAGGAUUAUUCUAAAGCAGUGAAGAGUGCUAUCGUGGAUCAUCAUAUUGCAGUAGCAGGCGGUCACUUGUUAAAACUUCCUUUCAGCACUAUAUUUGAAUAUCUUCAGAUGUUGCAGAUAAUUGGAACCUCAACGAGGUGUAUUGGCCCACGUGCAAUGUUUUAUCUCGCUGCUGCAGUAUCUGACUACUAUGUUCCUUGGAAAGAUAUGGUGGAGCACAAAAUUCAGUCAGGAUCUCACCUCUUGGACGUGAAACUUGUUCAAGUGCCAAAAAUGUUGUCAGUGCUUAGGAAAGAUUGGGCUCCUCUGGCAUUCUGCGUAUCUUUCAAGUUGGAGACAGAUUCAAGCAUUCUUCUAAAUAAGGCUAAUGCAGCUCUUGAAAGGUACAAGAUGCAUGCAGUUGUUGCAAAUGAACUCUCAACUCGGAAGGAGCAAGUGCUGGUUACAACUGGUGUUGAGAAGAUUACUGUUCGGCGAGACAAUAGUGAGUCUGCUAAUGAUGUCGAAAAACCCUUGAUUAAACUUCUUUCAGAGAGACAUGCCACUUAUAUUGAGGAUUCCAGUAGGUGACUCUAUCGACUGACUUUGGCUCCGACCUUUGGUUUCUUGUCCUUGUUGCAAUUUUCAAGGCACUACAAUUUUGGUUGUAUGCCCUCUUGCCAUUCAUUUUUAAGUGGCAUUUAAAGUUAUAGAAUAAGAAAUACAAUAAUCUCUUCAUUUGUGUUAAAGCCAUGGUUUCAUUUCUUAGUACUAUCAUUUGUUAUAUCUUUACAAUUGUGUCAAAAUAAGGGCAUUAUUGUUAAAAUAA
This is a messenger RNA of Medicago truncatula (barrel medic), 1659 nucleotides long. Its product is annotated as phosphopantothenate--cysteine ligase 2. The transcript is spliced from 11 exons. Lineage: Eukaryota; Viridiplantae; Streptophyta; Magnoliopsida; Fabales; Fabaceae. The record is from RefSeq and is a predicted model, not a curated record. The coding region runs from base 456 to 1421 and encodes 321 amino acids.